Messenger RNA from Calidris pugnax (ruff), 1516 nucleotides. It is a transcript of the gene ADGRG5, whose product is annotated as adhesion G protein-coupled receptor G5. Gene Ontology annotation, molecular function: G protein-coupled receptor activity. Gene Ontology annotation, biological process: adenylate cyclase-activating G protein-coupled receptor signaling pathway; cell surface receptor signaling pathway. The record is from RefSeq and is a predicted model, not a curated record. The transcript has 11 exons. Gene Ontology annotation, cellular component: membrane. The coding region runs from base 1 to 1431 and encodes 476 amino acids. Lineage: Eukaryota; Metazoa; Chordata; Aves; Charadriiformes; Scolopacidae.
AUGGAGAAUGACAUGGAAGAGUUGCUGCAGCAGGGCUGUGGCAGCAGCCCCCGCGCCAGGGAGAGGUUAAUUCAGCUGGAGACCCGCCAAAAGAAGUAUAACUUCACAGGCAGCAGGUUCCAGACCUACGUGUUCAAGCUCAGACCCAAGCACUUCAGAGGGUUAAACUUCAGCAGCAGGAUGAAUGUGAAGCAUGCCAGUGGCAGGAGGUUCAGACAUGCCAUUAGCUUCCCGGCAGAGCUCAUGGAGGGCACCCAGGCACGGGGAGUAGAGCAGGAGCUUGUCUGCAUCUACAUCCACAGCCCCUGCAUCUUCCAGGAUGCCCACAAUAGCUCCGUGCUGAACAACGACGUGGUGGGAGCCUUCCUGCAGAGCGGGCAUGUGGCCGGGCUCAGCCGCCCCGUGAAGAUCCAGUUCUGGCACGACAUGGUGCUGGAUGCCUCCAACGCCACCUGCGUCUUCUGGCAGCCUGGAGCCGGCGCAGGCAGCACAGGCAGCUGGAGCGAGAAGGGCUGCAAGACCUUGCACAAGAAUGGCACUGUUAUCUGCCACUGUGACCACCUCACCUACUUCGCCGUCUUGCUGGUUCCGGUGGGCACCCUAAGCCCAGCCCAGCUGGCAUCGCUCACCCACAUCACCACCGUUGGCUGCUCCCUCUCGGCUGCUGCCACCCUCUGCACCCUCCUACUGAGGUGCUUCUCCAGGCAGCGGCUGAGGGACAACACAACCAGGAUCCACAUGCACCUCCUGACUGCACUGCUCCUGCUCAACUGCAGCUUCCUGCUGAGCGCACCGAUGGCCACCAGCACCGUGGGGCUCUGCCAGGUCACUGCUGCCCUGCUGCAUGCCAGCCUUCUCUGGGCCCUGGCGUGGAUGGCUGCUGAGGCCUUCCACCUUCUCCUCCUCCUCGUCAAGGUCUACAACAUCUACAUCCAGCACUACCUCCUCAAGCUCUGCGUCUUCACUUGGGGUCUGCCCAUGCUGGCUGUGGUGGCUGUUUUUGUUUUCAAGAGAGAUACGUACGGGUACCACACCAUCAGCACCUCUGAAGGCUACAGGAACGCAACUAUGUGCUGGCUCACCAGCCCACCGGCCCAUUACGCCACUGUCUGCUAUGCUGGCCUCAUCCUGCUCUUCAACAUGCUGGUGCUGGGGAGGGUGGGGAUGAUACUGCGGAGGAUCCGCCAGCAGAAUGGGCAGGCGAGGAAGGACUGGGCGACAGUGCUGGGGCUAACCUGCCUGCUGGGCACCACCUGGGGCCUGGGCUUCUUCAGCUUCGGCGUCUUCCUCAUCCCCCAGCUCUACCUCUUCACCAUCCUCAACUCNNCCACAGGUUUCUUUGUCUGCAUCUGGUACAUCACUGUGCACUGCCGGAGCAAGGUGGGCUCCAUCAGCAACACCUCCAGACAACGUGCCCCAACACCAGAGUGAGGGGCUGCGAGGGGACCUCAGGAGCUGGUCCCUAAGGAUGCGGCAUGGUGGCAUCCCCCAGGCUGGACAGUGGGCACCAUGGAUG